AUGGCCGUUGAUGCACAAAGUGACAAAUCUUCAGCCAAAGUGGCUAUUAUUGGGGCGGGGCUGACUGGCUUGCUGGUUGCACACGGCCUAACGAAGAACGGUUUCAAGGUGUCUGUUUUUGACAGUGAAACCAGCAUUGAUACUCGCCUCCGCGACUGGACCAUCCUUCUACACUGGGCUAUGCCGACAUUCGAGAAAUUGCUACCAGAAGAGGUUAUAAAGGCGCUUCCAGGGGCAAUCUGCAAUCCCCAUCUCACAUUCAACGAUGAAGUCGAGUGCUUACCCUGCUACAAUGGUAUCACGGGCGACAUUCUUUUCAAGAGCCCGCUUCCUGGGUCACGGCGGGUAUCCCGUCAACGACUACGUAGAGUGCUUGCACAAGGGCUAGACAUCAAAUGGGGGAAAACCCUUAGCAACAUAUCGUUUCCAUUCGAUGAUGUCGAUCAGAGUGGCAAUCCUGCAAGAUCCCCAGUGCAGCUAACGUUCGCAGACGGGCAGUCGGAAUUAGCAGAUUAUGCUCUCGGAACGGAUGGCGCAUCAUCCAAAGUACGCCAGCUCCUUUUGUGCGAUAAAGACGCCGAACCUCAAUUAUCUGGUUUUAUGUUUGCAACGGGUAUCACUGAAUACCGUGACGCGUCAAAGGUUGAAGCAGUGGUUAAGGCGCAUCCUGUUGCGGCGAUUACGUUGGGAAUGGAAGCCGUGGCAGGCUGUGGUGUACUGUCCGUCGAAGAUGAACAGGACAUGAGUACAUGGACAACAUUCUGGACCAAAAUCUGGCGUGGAAGCUUGGCCGAUCUGCCCAAGAUAGACAAUACCGUGGAAUAUAUCAAACAAACAACAGAGGGUCUGUGUGAGCCGUUUCAGUCCAUUAUUAAUUGGACUCCGCCUGAUAGCGAAUGCUAUAUCGAUGAGAUGAAGUAUUGGAUUCCAGUUCCAUACGACAACUACGCCGGAAGGGUGACUCUAGCCGGAGAUGCAGCUCACCCGAUGUUAAUUUGUAGGUAUUAA
Messenger RNA from Talaromyces proteolyticus, 1008 nucleotides. RefSeq names its product putative monooxygenase. The record is from RefSeq and is a predicted model, not a curated record. Bases 1 to 1008 code for a protein of 335 amino acids. The transcript has 3 exons. NCBI's taxonomy places the organism in Eukaryota, Fungi, Ascomycota, Eurotiomycetes, Eurotiales, Trichocomaceae.